AUGUCCAACUACCAGCCAACCGAGCACGACGGUCUCCGCCAGGAUGGCCAACCCGACCAGCGCGUUGGAACUGGCGAAUUUGCACACGGCAAAGUCGACCCUCAUGAGGCAGGCAAACAGGGUGGUCAGACCGGAGGUACUUCUUCUGGUAGCGGUAGCGGCGACAGCGGCAGUGGUGGUGGUAGUGGCAGUGGCAACAACCAGGGCGCAGCAAAUCUUGGUGGAGAUGGAUUGAGGAAGGAUGGUGAGCCUGAUCAGCGAUUGAAGCAGAACCAGUGA
Molecule: messenger RNA, 279 nt
Organism: Capronia epimyces CBS 606.96
Lineage: Eukaryota; Fungi; Ascomycota; Eurotiomycetes; Chaetothyriales; Herpotrichiellaceae
Exons: 2
Coding region: 1-279 (92 amino acids)
Source: RefSeq, a predicted model, not a curated record